AUGCCGUCGCUUGCUGGCGUCCCUGCGAAAGCUGAUACAACGGCUGCGGUCAUGGACGCGCUAUUGCUCAAGUACCUGCAGACAAGAGGGUACCACGUCCAGAAAGGGGACGAUACGCGUCCUCCGUGUGGUGCGGCAUCGAGUGUACCCAUUGAAGACGUGAGCAUUGACCACUACGCCCGACAGUUAGGCUUAACAACCGAAGCCUGUGCGGCCAACCACGUGCUGUUCUAUGGACUCACCGGCGGCGAUCCUGCAACGUAUGACGAAGCGUACCGGAAACUGAUGGACUGGAUCUGCAACUCGUUGGAUAUGUACCGCAACGAGCUGCACGCCGUGGCGUUUCCAGUGUUUGUCCACUGCUACUUGGAACUGCUGGCAAAAGGUUUCAUGGACGAGGGCCGAGCGUUUUUCCAUCGUCAUGCACGAGAUCAUACGAGACUGCACUUGGAAGAACUUCGGACACUGAGUCUUGUGUUUUCACAGCCGCAAAUGCAAGAAAACGAAUACGUGCGCGAGAUCCUCCACAGCAAGUUCAACGUGGAGAUGAGCCUGCUGUCUUUUGAGCUGCUGAACACGUUCUUGAGCCAAGAACGGCUGUUUGUCUUGCUGUCGAUCGUCAAUGAGCGGGUGAAUCUUGUCGUGACGUCGAAGCAGCCGGGUAUACAGAUACAACAGCUCCAAGAUGCUACGACACCAGACGUGCGAAAUAAUUUGGAGCCAACAAACGAUGCAGCCAGUGGCUUCAAGACACCUGACGAACUCGCGUUGGCUGUUGCUGCAUCGGAUGCACCAAGGGAAAGUGAAGUUGCCAUGCCGUUGACAACUGGUCCCUAUGACGUGGACUAUAUGGUGCGUACGGCUGGCGGGAACGGUGCUGCAGCGAUCGAAAGGAUGGGCUACACGGUGCAAGACCUCAAUGCUAUUCCUAUCAGCUGGGGAGUCUUUCCGGAGCGCAAAGUGCAUGACCCUGUGGCAGACGAAGGAGAGGACAAUGGUGGGAUGGGAAAAGAGUUUGGUGCGAAUGCAAGUGGUGUAGCAGGAAGUAAUGCGGCGGUGAGUGGGUCUAGUGGAAGCCAUGAAGCCGAUGGCGACAAAGCAAACGGCGGUGACAACUCGAAAGAUAAGGGCAAGGUGGUUGGACUGUCCGCAGAUGUGAAUCGCAAGCACAAGCGUGCAAAACUGUCGAGUGGCGGCAUGUCAGGCAUGAAGAAGGAAUUGCUGGAGGAGACUGGUCCGCUUCCAGAUCGAAACAACGCCUAUAACACUGAAGUGCUGGAGAAACUCGUGCUUCGCACUUCGGCUACUAUGAAGGAGCACAUUCUCGAGGACGUCCGGGCCCGUGCACAAGUAAGCCGCAGCGCACUUCCGUCAGCCCUGUGCUUCACUUUGCUGAAUUCGGCGACUCAUAUCAACAACAUAUGCUUCAGCGACGACGUCACAAUGGUGGGUGCUGCAUGCGGCGAUGCCUCGUUUCGAGUUUGGCGCAACGACGAUCAGCCUCUAGGAACCGCUACGGGGUCGGCAUACCAGGGCAAUCGAGGGUCGCAUCACACGGAGACAGAGGAAGAUGAGAAAAUGGCUGUGCUUCGUGGCCACACUGGUGCUGUGUAUGGCGCAAGUUUCUCACCUGACAACCGCUUUGCGCUCACAGCGUCGGCCGACUCCACGGUGCGUUUGUGGAGUAUGGCUGCGAAGAGCAACUUGGUCGUGUAUAGGUCGCAUCACGGAUCACCAGUGUGGGACGUCACCUUUGCGCCGCUCGGGUACUACUUUGCGACCUGUUCGAUGGAUCGGACUGCACGACUAUGGAGUACGGACCACAUGACCCCACUGCGCAUUUUCGCCGGCCAUUUGUCGGAUGUGGACUGUGUGCGUUUCCACCCGAACCACAACUACCUGGCCACAGGCUCGAGCGACAAGACCGUGCGGCUGUGGGACGUGCAGUCUGGUAAAUGCGUCCGGGUGUUUACGGGCCACUUUCGUGGCGUGCAGUGCCUUGCGUUCUCCCGCAACGGUCGGUAUCUUGCAAGUUCAGGCGAAGACCAGUACAUCAACAUUUGGGACCUGCACGCUGGCAAGCGCUUGGAAACCCUGAUGGGCCACAAGGCUAUGGUCACUUCGCUGGAUUUCAGUCAGGAGAGCACGAUUCUAGCAAGUGGUGGCAUGGACUCGACCGUGCGGCUUUGGGAUAUGAAGGCGCUUGCUGAGAAGCCCACGACGUAUUCAGCGCUUUCAGGCGCGAUGAGAAAGUUACACGUGAGUGCAUCUGAUGCAGGCGAGCGGAACGGCAGCACUCGACUACCUGGUCGAAGUCGGUUUGUCAAACCCAUGUCAGUAGUACGGCAAGGUGCAGUGCAGGAAUUGCCCUCGUCGCGUUUCCUGCUCAAAACACUGCGUUCGAAGCAGACGCCCAUGUAUCGUGUCCACUUUACGCCGCGCAACUUGUUGCUGGCUGGCGGUGUGUUCCAGCCCAAGAUGGAGACAUAG
Molecule: messenger RNA, 2490 nt
Organism: Hyaloperonospora brassicae
Lineage: Eukaryota; Oomycota; Peronosporomycetes; Peronosporales; Peronosporaceae
Source: the annotation of a GenBank genome assembly